This is a messenger RNA of Mycotypha africana, 2013 nucleotides long. Its product is annotated as kinase-like domain-containing protein. NCBI's taxonomy places the organism in Eukaryota, Fungi, Mucoromycota, Mucoromycetes, Mucorales, Mycotyphaceae. Gene Ontology annotation, biological process: protein phosphorylation. The transcript has 2 exons. Bases 1 to 2013 code for a protein of 670 amino acids. Gene Ontology annotation, molecular function: ATP binding; protein kinase activity. The record is from RefSeq and is a predicted model, not a curated record.
AUGGAUCAGGCAUCUCCGUUACCUUCACCUGUUACGGUUGUCCGUUCGUCAUCUUUCAGUCACUUAUUGUCCAGCAAUAAAAGACGUGGUAGAUCAAAAACCGUUACAGAAACGAAAAAUAGCCCAUCUGAUUUGAAUACUCAGCUAUUUCGACAAGACAUACCUCAGCCAACCACAACUACCACCAACAUUACGGCAACAACGACCACCGGUGCUUCAAAAAAGCCUUCAAUAUCUAGACAGAAAUCUCUCUCAGAAUUAGUCAGUCGUGUAAAGAAAUAUUCGUUAAGGCACUCUAACAGCAUUUCUCGAAAGCAUCAGUCAGAGGACUACAAGCAGACCGCAACCACGCCAUAUCCUUAUUCAUCCAAAGCCGAGGAUUACGACAUACUACGAACCAUCGGGUCCGGGGCAACUGCCUCCGUCUAUUCAGCCAUUCAUAAGCCUACUGAUUCAGUUAUUGCUAUCAAAACUGUUCAACUGGAAGAAAUUGGCUUGGAUGAUUCACGCUUAGAAUCGCUGAGAAAAGAGAUACAAAUCAUGACACUUUGUCGACAUCCUCAUUUAUUGCAAGUCUAUCAGAGUUUCGUACACGCAUCACAACUUUAUAUUGUUACACCCGUAAUGACUGCCGGCUCUUGUCACGACUUGCUAGCCAGAUGUCAUAAAGUCGGCUUCACAGAAAAUAUCGUGGCUUGUAUAAUUAAGCAAGUCGCUCAGGGUCUAGCUUAUCUUCACAGUAAUGAGUUGGUGCACAGAGAUAUCAAAUCUGCUAAUAUGUUGUUAGAUUUCGAUUCGGGUAUCGUUAAAUUAGCGGACUUUGGAGUUAGUAAUCAUCUAUUAAGCAAUCUUGCCGAUAUACCGAAACAUACGAACUUCUUUCUCAAAAAUCACUUGCAAAGCAAGAAACAGCAACAGCAACAGCAACAGCAACAUCAACAUCAACGCAGUAGUAGUAGUCAAUCAGAGUCGGUGUUAUCUUCACCUGACAGUACAACAGUUGAUGGCAUCACAGAAGGUUUUCGGUCCCUUCUGCCAGCACGACACUUGAAUUUUCACGCGCCAACAUCACCACAACACUCUUCUUCUUUGCUACAAAUACCCAAUCACAAUAUACCCAAAAAAGCAAGGAGGUCUUUUGUCGGUACACCUUGUUGGAUGGCUCCUGAAAUCUUGAUGAAUCAAGAUUACGAUACAAAAGUAGAUAUAUGGUCGCUUGGUAUUACUUCUAUCGAGUUGGCCUGUGGUAAACCUCCUUUUGCUGAAUUUGAUCCAAUAACUAUCUUCUCCAUGAUUGUAGACGAUCCUCCACCUACUUUAUAUAGCAAUCAAUGCCGCUAUAUCCCCAGUCCAACUAUUCAAGACUUCAUUGACAAGUGUUUGGACAAGAAUCCACAGACUCGUAUGUCAGUCAGUGACGUAUUAAAUCAUUCAUUCAUCAAGAAAGCACAAGGCCCGUCAUUACUACAAAAGUACUUUUCAAAAAGACCAGAAUUAGAUAAACGAAGUUAUUUGAUGACAAGGUCCAACAGCCAUCAGAAAAAAGCCGCAUUGCUGCAGCAGGACAAGAACACUACCUACUAUAAUAGCCAUUCAUCUUCAAAUGGCGACGAGGACGACGAAGAUUCUUGGGACGAACUCGAAUUCCUACAAACUACUUGGGAUUUCAGUGCUUCUACUGCUGAAAAGGAUACCACAGCCACUAUAACACCUUCUUUUGCACAACAAUCAGGUACUGCAACGACAGCUCCUCCACCACUUAUUACUCUCAAACCUCCACCUGUACAUACGAAAUAUUUGCAAAGGAAGAGGCGUAGUAGCAGCAGCGGUUCUUCUCAUGUUUAUUCGCCUAUUACGCCGAAAGAUAACGACGAACCUACUGCUGACCCUUACUACUGGAAUGUCAAACCGACACAUCAGGCUAAAAAAGUAACGUUUUUCGGUCAAGAUGGACAGAAGCAAAAAGAAAAGAGAUCUUUAAUGAUAACAGAAGAUUACUAUUAUGAUCAGUAA